Molecule: messenger RNA, 3429 nt
Organism: Astyanax mexicanus (Mexican tetra)
Lineage: Eukaryota; Metazoa; Chordata; Actinopteri; Characiformes; Acestrorhamphidae
Gene: marveld3
Product: MARVEL domain containing 3
Exons: 4
Coding region: 113-1009 (298 amino acids)
Cellular component (GO): membrane
Source: RefSeq, a predicted model, not a curated record
GGAGGAGCUUACAGACACAAACACAAGCUGAAGAGUGACCAGGAAGCGUUUUGUUUAAUUUAAACACCAUAAAUCUCCUGUUUUACAGACAGAUCCUGAGGUAAAUUCAGCAAUGCCUGACCGGCAUCACCAGUCCAGGACCCAGGAUCGUCCCAGUCGUGAUGGGAGAGACAGGAGCAGAGAGAGGGAGUACCGGAGAGAUGAUCAGAGAUACAGGGAGGAGAGGAGCGCUGGGUAUCCCAGAGAUGAACACAGCAGGACCCAAAUUAACUCAAAACCACCGGCCUAUGAGGACGCCUAUCACCACGAGCCUCAGGAAAUGUACUCAGACUCGUCAACCUACGAGUCAACGCACCAGCCGUCUCUUUACAAUCUACGAUAUCUUACAACUUCCAGAGGUAUUUGCCAAAUUCUUGAAGUUGCCCUAAACCUGCUGAUCAUCAUCUGCGCCGGGGUGCCGUACAGUAAUAAGGGACGGUACCGGGACAUCGCCAGCCUGGGAGGGCUGUACUACUACUAUUACGGGGGGGCGCAGGCGUUCACGGCGCAGGAGGCGGUGCAGGUGAAUGAGCUGGAUGAUCUUUUCUACCAGAUGAAGCUGCCCUCUUAUACCUACAGCAUGGCGUUUGGGGGGGCACUGAUGGCGUAUGCGCUGGGCGUGCUGGCGCUGGGGCUGUUCCGGGUGCCGUUCCGCUGGCCGGCGGUGCUGCCAGUUGAGGCUGUGCUGGACGCUCUGAUUGGUCUGGGUUACCUCCCUGCCGUGGCUUUUUUCUUCAUUAAGCUGCAGGAGGCGUACAGCAGCCCCGUGUGUAAGCAGAGGGAGGUCAUGUAUCAGAGUAAAGCGCUGAAGGUGGGCGACUGCGGCGUCAGCGGCACCGACGUCGCCGGAGGAAUCUUUGGGGUGCUCUGCUUCAUCCUGUUCCUGAUUAGUGCCGUGCUGGCAGUGCAGGCUUUCCGAACGGUCCGGAGGCUGAAGCAGCAGCGGGAAGCAGAGGAUAACAACCUUUAAUACACCUCUAAUAGAAGACGAGAGAACAAGGACCCAACAUACACCAAUCUUUCAAUGUAAAAAAUAUAUAUAUCAUGGGUAAACCAAGAAAACCUACUCUUUUCACUACAGUAAAGAGUUUUAGAACAGUAGCAGUACCGUACAGCCCAGACCUUGCCAUGUAGGUCAGCCAGACGUCUUCCUUUAGCAGUUUUCUCCAGUUUCAAAACAAGUAUUUUAAAAGUGUAGGAAACAGUACUCACCGUUCUCUGGAUUCAUCUGUAAUUUCUCUAAAGAAAAGACUUCUAUUUUAAUAGUUUAGGCGCACCCUAUAAUAAGGCACACUGUCGAUUUGUGACGAAAAUUUUAGUGCACCUUAUAGUCUGAAAAAUACAGUAUCAGAAUGAACUAUGGUGGACUCAUGAUAAAUAGACCAAUGAUAAGUAUUUUUUUUACAUUGAUUCCCUUGCAAAUUAAGUUUUUUUUGCCUAAUGUAAAUAAUUGUGAAGCUGUUGCCAUGUGGGUCAGCCAGACGUCUUCCUGUAGCAGUUUUCUCCAGUUUCCAAGAGUCAUUUAAAGGUGUAAAUAACAGGAAACAGUACUUAUCACUCUCUGGAUUCAUCUGUAAUUUUUCUAAAGAAAAGACUUCUACUUUUAAUAGUUUACUAUCUGUGUACCGCAUAAAAUCAGCACAACCUGAUUUAAUACAUCAGAUUCAUCUAAUAGUAAGGCACACUGUCGAUUGCUGAGAAAAUUAAAGUGCACCUUAUAGUCUGAAAAGUACGGUGUCAGAAUGGACCAUCAUGGAUUCAUGAUAAAUGGACCAAUUACUAGUAUUUGUUUUUUACAUUGACUACCAUUGCAAACUAAGAUUUUUUUUUUUUUUAACCUCAUGUAAUGUACUAUGAAGCUGUUUCCAUGUGGGUCAGCCAGACGUCUUUCUGUAGCAGUUUUCUCCAGUUUCCAAGAGUCUUUUGAAGGUGUAGGAAACAGUAAAUGCUGCUGCAGUAGAGAGUAACAACAGUAACACCACCUGUUCCAGCACUACAGCUUUACUACAGACAAAGACUUAAAAAACUAAAAAAAAAGACUUAAAAAAAAAACCUGACAUCUUUAUAUGAUUUCCAAAGCUCAGUUUAUUUUCAUUGCCAUUUACCCGCUGUAAGCUGUUAAUUAAUGACUUGUUUCCUACAAAGGACCACGCUUUUUUUUUACCAUAUUCAUUUUUUUUUAUUUGUUUUAUAUAUAUAUAUUUUUAUUUUCAUAAAAAUAGAUUUUAACACUGUAUAUGUUAAAUGUUUACUGUAAAAUAUAGUAAUAAGGUUUACAUAAUUCAGCCAAACACUGUUACCAUAAAUGGAAGGGAUUGUUACCUGACAGAAUGUAUUUUUUAUUAUUUUUCUAUUACUAUUUUUUUUUAAUGUGAACGAUUCAAACCCCAUUCAAACUUUAGUUCACAUGCCACAUGUCAUGGGACACAAUACUAAAUGCUGUUGCUAUUUUUGCCAUGUCCUAUAGAAGUUAAAUAAAGAAAUCUACACUGACCUGUGGGAUAUGUGGGCGGGAUCUCCUGUAGUGAAUGUGGGUGUGGAAUCUAGAAGGUCUAUCAGAGUUGCUUUAGUGUUUGUUCACAGGGACAACUCUAGCCAGAAGCCACCGGUCACCAUCAUUUCCACCCACCUCACUUUUUUGUGUUGCCAAUCCACUGUGAGUCCAUCCAUCUGCACCCGCACUCAGGCCUCACUCCAACUCCUGUAAUUCAUGCCGCCUUGCCUCACAAGAUAAAACCUUGCAACUUAUACACAGCUCUGGAAAAAAAUAAGGAGACCACUUAAAAACGAUGAUUUUCUUUGAUUUUACCAAAUUAAAAACCUCUGGAAUAUAAUCAAGAGGAAGAUGGAUGAUCACAAAACAUCAAACCAAACUGAACUGCUUGAAUUUUAUCCAAAUGUUUUAUUCAAAAGCAGUGUGUAAGACUGGUGGAGGAAAACAUGAUGCCAAGAUGCAUGAAAACUGUGAUUAAUAACAGGGUUAUUCCACCAAAUAUUGAUUUCUGAACUCUUAAAACUUUAUGAAUAUGAACUUGUUUUCUUUGCAUUAUUUGUGGUCUGAAAGUUCUUAAUCUUUUCCCUUAAUUUGACCAUUUCUAAUUGUCUGCAAAUAAAUGCUCUAAAUGACAAUAUUUUUAUUUGGAAUUUGGGAGAAAUGUUGUCUGUAGUUUAUAGAAUAAAACAAAAAUGUUCAUUUUACUCAAACAUAAACCUAUAAAUAGCAAAAUCAGAGAAACUGAUUCAGAAACUGAAGUGCUCUCAUUUUUUUCCAGAGCUGCAUGUCUGUAUAUGUUUUAUGUUACAAGCAAAUUUAUUAUUGUACACUAUUUUUUAUUAAAACAGAUGAAAUGCAUAGCCUUUUGUACACUUUUAAUAAAGAACGUUUAUAUG